AUGGCGACAGUUGUAGCUGAGCGACAGACAAAGCUAGCGUACUAUUCUCAGCCCCCGAAGAAUACCGGUGACUUGUGUGUCGGAGGGCUGCGCCACACCUUCCUCUAUUCCUAUCUCACCCGUCCCGACUCAAUACGCCACUCAUACCUCGAUCCCUACCUCACCCCUACCGACCCAAUAAGCCACCCCUUCCUCUAUCCCUACCUCACCCAUCCCGACCCAAUACGCCACUCCUUCCUCUAUCCCUACCUCACCCAUCCCGACCCAAUACGCCACUCCUUCCUCUAUUCCUACCUCACCCCACCCGACCCAAUACGCCACUCCUACCUCUAUCCCUACCUCCUCCAACCCGACUCAAUAAGCCUUUCCUCCCUCUAUUCCUACCUCACCCCACCCGACCCAAUAAGCCACUCCUUCCUCUAUCCCUACCUCACCCAUCCCGACCCAAUACGCCACUCCUUCCUCUAUUCCUACCUCACCCCACCCGACCCAAUACGCCACUCCUACCUCUAUCCCUACCUCCUCCAACCCGACUCAAUAAGCCUUUCCUCCCUCUAUUCCUACCUCACCCCACCCGACCCAAUAAGCCACCCCUUCCUCUAUCCCUACCUCACCCCACCCGACCCAAUACGCCACACCUUCCUCUAUCCCUACCUCACCCCACCCGACCCAAUACGCCCCUCCUUCCUCUAUCUCUACCUCACCCCACCCGACCCAAUAAGCCACUCCCCCCUCUAUCCCUACCUCACCCAACCCGACCCAAUACGCCACUCCUUCCUCUAUCCCUACCUCACCCCACCCGACCCAAUACGCCCCUCCUUCCUCUAUCCCUACCUCACCCCACCCGACCCAAUACGCCGCUCCCCCCUCUAUCCCUACCUCACCCAACCCGACCCAAUAUGCCACUCCUUCCUCUAUCCUUACCUCACCCCUCCCGACCCAAUACGCCACUCCCCCCUCUAUCCCUACCUCACCCCGCCCGACCCAAUACGCCACACCUUCCUCUAUCCCUACCUCACCCCACCCGACCCAAUACGCCACUCCUUCCUCUAUUCCUACCUCACCCCACCCGACCCAAUACGCGACUCCUUCCUCUGUCCCUACCUCACCCCUCCCGACCCAAUACGCCACUCAUACCUCUAUCCCUACCUCCUCCAACCCGACCCAAUACGCCACUCCUUCCUCUAUUCCUACCUCACCCCACCCGACCCAAUACGCCACUCCUACCUCUAUCCCUACCUUCUCCAACCCGACUCAAUAAGCCUUUCCUCCCUCUAUUCCUACCUCACCCCUUCCGACCCAAUACGCCACUCCUUCUUCUAUCCCUACCUCCUCUAA
Haliotis rufescens (red abalone) is the source of this 1338-nucleotide messenger RNA. Its product is annotated as extensin-3-like. Lineage: Eukaryota; Metazoa; Mollusca; Gastropoda; Lepetellida; Haliotidae. Bases 1 to 1338 code for a protein of 445 amino acids. The transcript has 2 exons. The record is from RefSeq and is a predicted model, not a curated record.